Messenger RNA from Eufriesea mexicana, 497 nucleotides. RefSeq names its product zinc finger protein CKR1-like. The transcript has 3 exons. NCBI's taxonomy places the organism in Eukaryota, Metazoa, Arthropoda, Insecta, Hymenoptera, Apidae. Bases 1 to 486 code for a protein of 161 amino acids. The record is from RefSeq and is a predicted model, not a curated record.
AUGGAAGCGGAAAUGGAAAUGGAAAUAGAAAUGGGAAUGGUAAUGGAAAUGGAAAUGGAAAUGGAAAAGAAUCCGGGCAUGUUAUUUCGGCGACGAGUAGCAAGAGAAUACCGGGUUCGCAACGGGAUACGCGAGGCUUGCGUUCGAGAACUUACCGGAGCUGGCCUUGGUUUCCAUAAACGUGAAGAAGCACGAUCGGUGUGGCAACGACCGGGUCAUCGGCGACAACGAUCGAGAACGCGACAAGGAACGGAUAACGCAAAGCGAUCUAACGAAACGAGAUUUUUCUGCGACACUUGUGGAAAAUCGUACAAAUGGAAGGAGUCACUGUUUAAACACAAGCGCGUCGAGUGCGGGAAAUUGCCACAGUUUACUUGCGAGGUUUGCGGAUACCGAUUUAUGCACAAGCAUCAUUUGGUUAAACAUUUGGCCUCUAUCCAUCGAAUGACUCCUUUGAACGGGACCGCCAUGCUAGUCUUCCAAUAACGGAGUUCGAU